Molecule: messenger RNA, 1214 nt
Organism: Alligator sinensis (Chinese alligator)
Lineage: Eukaryota; Metazoa; Chordata; Crocodylia; Alligatoridae
Gene: CUNH8orf76
Product: chromosome unknown C8orf76 homolog
Exons: 5
Coding region: 207-1127 (306 amino acids)
Molecular function (GO): protein binding
Source: RefSeq, a predicted model, not a curated record
AUCAUUGGUUCAUUUUCUAGUAGAUACUUGAACGUUUUGUUUUACGUUUUCAGUGGUUCUGCGAGGCAUCAGACUGCAAGGAUGACGUUGAAAUUCUGACUGCCAAGAAAUUCUGCGGUGAUCUGGCCUACCGGCAGCGAGCCUUUCAGAAAGCUCUGGCUGAAUAUUCCAGCUGUCUGCUGCUGUUACCUCCCAGUAACACUGCGAUGAGAAGAGAUGUCCAAGAGGGCCAGGCUCGGUGUUUAGCUCACCUAGGAAGGCACCAGGAGGCUCUGGAUAUUGCAGAAAAACUGAGGAAUUGGGCAACUAACACAGAUCAUUUAACAACUGUACUCAACCUGCAGUUUGCCAUAUACUGUAAUCUGGAAAAUACUGAGGAAAUGAUCACAUGUCUACAGCAACUAAUCUCUUUGCAUACUUUUAACCCUUGGUAUUGGAAGUUACUUGCUGAGGCUUACAUGAGCCUUUUGCAGACUCCGUUGUUCAUUUCAGAAAUGAAACUCAAUCAGCGGAAAGAUGUUGCUGCAAACAACCAUGUUGUUGAAACCUCAUCAGGAAAGGAAAUUAGCUUUCAGUGUCCCAAACUGCACAGCUGGGAAGAAGAUUUUCAGUCAAGAUGUGCUACGGAGAGAAAGGAUGGGGAUUUUGUAUCGUGUAGUGCUAACCAAUCAGGACAAGGAUCUUUUUGUACCGUGGAAGAAUCGAAACCACAGAACAAAGUGAAACAUGCCACCUUUACGUCCUGUGGACAGGAAGCACUGAAAGAUGUUGGGAUAAAGGCAUGUGCCUCCUUUGUUAGAACAAGACUUUUACUUCAACUUACGCAGUUACAACAGUCUUCUUUCGCUUUGGAGAAUAAUUUACGGGCUCAGCAAGAAACAGGAGACCAAGUAAAAUCCUUUGGUUUAAAGGAAAACUCCUUGCUGUUGAUUACUGAGGUUAUGGGAGGGGAUCUCAUUCCAGAAAAACUGAAGGAGGACUGUCAGGGAGAGGUGAAGUGUAUGGAGGCCUCAGCACUAUCAUCCUUGGUAGCUGCAUCAGCCAAAGAAUUUGAAAGCAAAUGGUUCAAGAAGCUCAAAGACAGUUUGUGUCAUUUAGAUUGCCCAGCUAUAAGCACCCCAUCCUAAGCAGUUUAAAGGCGUUUUAUUUAUUUAUUUUUUAUUCUCUUUUCAUCAAAUGACAAUGGAAUAACUUGGAAUAAAGCUAAUAAGAUG